This is a messenger RNA of Cylindrotheca closterium, 1130 nucleotides long. NCBI's taxonomy places the organism in Eukaryota, Bacillariophyta, Bacillariophyceae, Bacillariales, Bacillariaceae. The record is from the annotation of a GenBank genome assembly.
ACCCGGCUGAUUAUUGUUUCAAAGUGAGACGCAACACAUACGGCCAAAAACAAGCUGGACGUGUUUGGAACCAGUUCCUGGUCAAGAAACUGAGAGAAUGCGGCUUUGCCCAAUCCAAGGUGGAUGACUGCGUCUUCUUGAUCUAUGUCUUGUACACAGAUGACUCGAUCAUUGCAGGACCUGACAAGAAAGAAAUUGAUGAAGCAAUCUCUUUGAUGAAAGAAAAAUUAGACUUGACUGUUGAAUGGGAUCUGAAGGACUUUCUCGGAGUCAACAUCAAGAAGAAAGAUGGCGGAUUUUGGCUCACACAGCCUCACCUCAUCAAUCAGAUCCUAGAGACCCUGCGACUCAAGCAAAAGGACAAACCAAAGAACAAUUCGAACUCUCAAGACACUCCAAUGAUCCAUUCCAUAAUCCUUCAAAAGGAAGCAGACUCCCCGGAAUUUGACAAUCAAUUCAAUUAUCGAUCAAUCAUUGGGAAUAUUGCCUACCUGGAGAAAGGAACAAGACCGGAACUUGCAUAUGCAUGUCAUCAGUGCAGCAGAUUUUCGUCAGCACCAAAGAAAGCACAUGGUGAAGCAAUCAAACGAAUUGGAGCGACGUUACAGUACCUUUUAGGUACGGCAGGUAAGGGAAUGUUCAUCAAACCGGACUUGAAGAAAUCAUUUGAGGUGUAUGUUGAUGCAGAUUUUUGUGGGAACUGGAACGAACGCUAUGGACAUGAUCCAGACACGGCAUGCUUGCGUCAUGGCUACGUCAUCACGUUUGCCGGUGUUCCAAUAAUUCACAAAAGUCAAUUACAAACCAAAAUCGCUUUGAGCUCUACCAAAAGCGAAUACACUGGUCUCAGUUAUGCAUUGCGUGAAGCGAUUCCCCUCAUGAACCUACUCAAGGAAAUGAAGCGGCAUGGAAUCCCUGUCCUGGAUCAUCGCCCAAAAGUCCAUUGCAGAGUCUUUGAAAACAAUAGUGGAGCAUUGGAAAUGGCAAAAAUCCACAACUGGAGACCCAGGACAAAACACCACUGCACAAAACUGCACCACUUUAGGUCAUAUGUAACGAGGAAGGAGAUUACCAUUCAUCCUAUUGAUACUGAGGAUCAACCAGCUGAUACUGACAAAACCACUGGCUGA